AUAGAUUUUAAACCUCAAACUCAAUCACAAACAACAGAAAAAACAACAAAAAAACCGAAAAAAUCCAAGCGUGAUGCUGAUACACCGACACCCGAAGAUGUAUGUGAAGAAUUAAAAGAUGGUCAAUGGCCUGAUCCAUCCGAUUGUAAAAGUUACUUUUUAUGUCGUGGUGUUGGCAGCCAGUGGGGUGAACAAAAACGUGAAGUGUGCUAUACUGGUGCUUACUUUGAUCCAAAUGAAAAAACAUGUAAAUGGAUUGGUUUAGAUAAGCUUAAUUGUGAAGAACUUGUCGAAGGUUAUGAAAAUCCAGUAGCUGGUGUUACACGAUCUUCAAAUAAAGGAGACGAUGAUGACGAUGAUACAGAUGAUGAUGAUAGUCCAAGCGAUGCAGGUCCAACAAAAUCAAAGAAAGAAUCCAAAGGAUCAUCAUCAAGCAAAUCAAUAUCAAUAUUAAGUCGAACAACAUCUGAAUUUGAAACAUGUACACAAGAAAAAGCAGUUGAAUUUGAUCCUGUACAAGGUAUGCUUUGCUACUCUUGCGACAGUCAGAAGGAGAACAGCGAUUGUCAAAUGAAUCCGAAUCAGACAACAUCAACGAUGUGCGAAACGAAACAACAAAUAUGCUACAGCAAAAGAACCACAAACGCCGCAGGAAAACUACUACAAUUCAGUCGGGGUUGUUCAACGCCUCCACCAUCGACGGGCAAUCUCACACAACAACCACAAUGCUUAUCAAGCAAAGCAGAAGGCAAGACUAUAUGCGUGAAAUAUUGUCAAACGAGUUUAUGCAACAUCCAGGAUAUAAGCGAUGGCGCCAUAGCCGUUUCAGUCAGUCAAAUUACACGCGUCGUCUAUUACCUUUUAGCCCUAUCAAUAGUUGUCAUAUCAACACAUCAUCAUUGUUAA
Adineta steineri is the source of this 906-nucleotide messenger RNA. NCBI's taxonomy places the organism in Eukaryota, Metazoa, Rotifera, Eurotatoria, Adinetida, Adinetidae. The record is from the annotation of a GenBank genome assembly.